AUGGAUUCAGCGAGCUAUCUGCAGUCUUUCGGCUGGUCUCAUGGCCAGCCUCUCCAGAAAGGUGGUUUGAGAAAGCCCAUUCUUGUCAAGCAUAAGAAAGACACCAAGGGCCUCGGUCAUACAGCAGGAGACCAGGAAGCCUGGUGGGAGAGGAUGUUUGAUGGCCAGCUCAAGGGUCUUGAUGUCAGCACCAGUGGAUCUAGUAAAGACGGUGGCGUGACUUUCAAACAGAACGAGAUCAAAGUUUCUGCUGUCAGCCAAAAUGUAUCCCCCCUGUAUCGCAUGUUCGUCCGAGGUGGAGUGCUAGAGGGCAGUAUACCUCCAGAGGGUCUAUCGAGUUCCAGCAAAAAGAACCAGAAUUUAAAAGAUGAAAAGAAGGAGUCCGACAAAAGUAUUAAAGACAAAUCAAACAAAAAGAAGAGCAAAAGCAAGAGCAGCAGUGAUUCCAACAGCAACAGCAGUAGCAAGUCAAAGAGCAGUAAACGAAAGAGAGAUACUGAUAGCGACGACAGUGAAACACAAGAAAACGACAACAAAGCCAGCUAUGACGAUAAAAAGAAGUCCAGGAGAGACAGCAAGGACAGUAAAAAGAGCAAGUCGAGCAAAAGCAGCUCUGGUUCUAGCAUGCCAGCAUCCAAAACCAGCAAAUCUGACGGCAGCAGCAAAUCCAAAAAAGCUCGCAAGUCUAAACCCAGCUCGACAUCCUCGUCUUCAUCCCCCACACCCUCCCCCGAAGAAGACUGGAUGCGCCAGCUCAUCCGCACCCACGCCGACGCUCAAACGGUCUCUGCAUAG
This is a messenger RNA of Sugiyamaella lignohabitans, 795 nucleotides long. RefSeq names its product Tma23p (gene TMA23). The transcript has a single exon. The coding region runs from base 1 to 795 and encodes 264 amino acids. The record is from RefSeq and is a predicted model, not a curated record. NCBI's taxonomy places the organism in Eukaryota, Fungi, Ascomycota, Dipodascomycetes, Dipodascales, Trichomonascaceae.